AUGGCAUCAGCGGAUAGUUUCCCGAAACUGAUAUUUGUCGAUUGGGGCGAGUCCGUGAUCACUAGGUGCAGUCCUAUGAUUCUUAUUCGGUCGAAUGCGGACCGCCGUGCUACCCAUAUCGGCCUGGCCGCUUCGCACAGCGCGCAUUUCACGAUGAGUAAUGCCAUCUCAUUCUGGACUCUGGAGGAGCUAAACGGACCGUUCGCUGGCCACUCUACCGUACUACAGGCUGCGAACCCCCUCGGAAGCACCAAGAAGGCCGUCAAUGGCUUCUUCACCUCCACCCAAUUCUCCUGCCUGGACCCAUCGGAGGGUCCCACUUGCACCUCCAUCGAGUGCUCCGCCGACUACUCCAAGACGGGCAGUAGAGUCACCGUUGGAUUGCCCACGAGCGCCGAGAAAGGCCCGAGCACCAAGAUACAAAAUUGGUCUUUGUCCGCGAUCCAGGGCGUAGCAGCUCCGUCCUCUGAAGAUAGUACAGACGGAGUCCUUCGGUCGUCUCUAGGGAACAUUGAACAGAGGGGAUUUGAUAAUGGGACAUCGUUGAAGAUGGACCGGUACUGGGACUUGCUCGGUUUGGGCAAUGCCGAAGCAUCGGCUUUCCAGGCUGAGGGAUACAGGUCAUUCAUACCAUUCGACAUCCCCAGGGCUGGCCGGGCGGUGGGCGGGCUCGCGGUCGAUGCGGUAACGUCAAAAAUGAUAGCGAUUCUACGCCUUGAGGCUGCAAGCAAUGACUGGACCGAUGUGGCGAUUGCGCCAAAAGACUCGGCCUUGCGGGACAGAUUCACGGGCGAAGAAGUGAACCACAUGGGUGCUUCGAACAUUUCUGUUACCUCCGAGUCCGAUUUGAAGGUUGACGAUGCAACUGUCGACGAAGCGUCCACCUCAGAAGCGCCCACCGUCGAUGCCUCAACAUCCACUGCUAGUCAAGCCAUAACGAUGGAGACCCCUUCGGAUGGGGCCUACCCCAUUCGUGGCGAGCAAAUUCCUGCUCCUCAGCGUGUUGACAAUUUGAAUCCGGUGGCGGCUUCUUUUACUCCGAAGCGCAAAAUGCCACAGAUUUGGCAGACCCAGUGUCGCUGGACGGUACCCCCAGAUGACAACGGCAGAGGAGUUGACAAUUGUCGGUAUGGUCGGAGAUGUAACUUCGGACAUCUUGGCGAGGAGUACUAUGAAUACCCAGGGCUCAAGCAGUCGUUCACCAAUGGAAUGAAUACGACCCUCAGUGCGAGAAUCUAUGGCCAUAAUUCAACUGCCAUGUUCAAUCCACGUCCUUACCACGUUAAUAGUCGACCUUUACAAGCAAGUUCAGCCAAUAUUGCUAGGGGACCUACAGGAUACUAUGGAGUGCCGCAGUACUAUCCGAGUCCCCCAAUCACGACCUAUCAGCAGUAUCCCACUGCCGGGCCCUCUUAUCGCGAUGUACAGCCCGGCAUUCAGCAGUACCCGGUCCCGAACUUCAUACCCUUCACUACACAGCCUGGAGGCAACCAGUAUCCCUCCCAGUAUCCCACUCCGAACAUGGUCUGUCACAAUGCCCAGUCCACAGGUCUCCAGUAUCCCGUCCCGAAUGGUCUGCGCCCGGAUACACCAUCGGAAGGCGUGAACGGCGGGCAGGAUGCCCAGAACACCUCGCCGGUAGCACCGUCGGAAGGCGUGAGCGGUGGACAAGAUGCCCAGAACACCUCGCCGGUAGCAUCAAAAACGACUGUUCCCGAAGCAGUGGAAGAUUGGUCGGGCCCAUUGAUUGUACACUCGCCCACUCCUCGCCGUCCCCUCGGUCCAGCCGUGAGAUCUCCUGCGCGUGUAAAGGCACUCGCCGAUAUGCGCAGAAAAAAGAAUGGAAGCGAUGACAGUCAAUCCACUUCCUCUGGGGUUACUAAGAGCCCUCCAGAGUCAUCCGGGGAGACGACCGACGAGAGCGAGAGUUCCUCCGAGGACGCGAAGAGCCAGAGUUCCUCUGAGGAUGCGAAGAGCACGAUUUACUGCGAGGAUGCCAAGAACGAGAGUUCCUCCGAGGAUGGCAAGGCCGCGAAGGAUUCCGAACUUACCACUUGA
Tricharina praecox is the source of this 2058-nucleotide messenger RNA. RefSeq lists its product as uncharacterized. The record is from RefSeq and is a predicted model, not a curated record. The transcript has 10 exons. Lineage: Eukaryota; Fungi; Ascomycota; Pezizomycetes; Pezizales; Pyronemataceae. Bases 1 to 2058 code for a protein of 685 amino acids.